Messenger RNA from Oncorhynchus mykiss (rainbow trout), 4150 nucleotides. RefSeq names its product palmitoyltransferase ZDHHC21. Gene Ontology annotation, cellular component: endoplasmic reticulum; Golgi apparatus. Gene Ontology annotation, molecular function: protein-cysteine S-palmitoyltransferase activity. Gene Ontology annotation, biological process: protein targeting to membrane; peptidyl-L-cysteine S-palmitoylation. The record is from RefSeq and is a predicted model, not a curated record. Lineage: Eukaryota; Metazoa; Chordata; Actinopteri; Salmoniformes; Salmonidae.
AUUUUUGACGGCAUGUCAUUCAUCACAGUGUUGCUGCACCUCCACGGAAGUAGCCACUAAAUAACUGAACUGUUGUGCUCGUGGAUAAAGAGCGAUUUUAAGUGGGUAUCCCUCUGAAGUUUAGCAAUACACAUCCCCAGCUUGAUAGGGAGGUUAUGACACAUUGCCCAUCUGUGUCCCAAAGUGACAGGAGCCAUGAAGCUUCGGCUGCACUUUGUGAUGGACCCCAUGGGCUGGUUCUGCAUCAGUAUGGUUUUCGCCAUCUGGCUCUACAACUCCUUCUUCGUCCCCAAGUUGGUGCUACUGCCCCAUUUCUAUGAGGGGAAUAUCCCUUGGGCCUUGGUUGUCAGUUACUACUUUGCAUCAGCCCUCUGUAUGGCUGCACUUUUUAGAGCUUCUACAGCCGAUCCUGGCCGACUCCCACCCGACCCCCAAAUCCCUCACUCAGAGCGAGAGCAGUGGGAAAUGUGUACCAAGUGCAACACGAGGAGACCAAAAAGGUCCCACCACUGCAGUCGUUGUGGCCAUUGUGUACGUAGAAUGGACCACCACUGUCCAUGGAUCAAUAAUUGUGUAGGGGAGGACAACCACUGGCUCUUCUUGCAACUCUGUUUUUACACACAGGUCCUCAGUUUGUUCACCCUGGCUCUAGACUUCUGCCAGUUCUAUUACUUCCAGCCCUUGACCUCAUUGGACCAGGAGGCAUUCAUGGCACGUCAUGAGCUCGCCCUGAUACGAGUGUCUGCGAUCAUGGGUCUGGUGAUGAUCGGAGGCAUGAGCAACCUCUUCUAUACUCAGAUGGCUGGCAUCCUGACAGACACCACCACCAUUGAGAAAAUGUCUCACUUCUCAAAUGAAAUAGUCCGGUCUGGUGGUGGGUCAAAGAAAUCCUGGCAGCGGACUCUGGCCGAGGUGUUUGGCACUACCUGGAAAAUCCUGUGGUUCAUCCCGUUGAGGAGCAGGCAACCACUGACCUUUCCCCACCACUUCCGCAGUCACGUGUAGAUAAGUGGAGCUCUGUCCCACUUCAGUCCAGACGGCAGGCUGCCAUCUCCGACAGAGAAUACACUAUGCACACUCAGCGCCCCCCACCUGCCUUCACCUCCCUGUUUUGUGCCAUCUAAGCUGAUUAGUAGUAUUGGUUGGCCAGUGGAUAUCUUUUCGUCUUUUCUAAUAGGAAUCACAUUGAAAGUGCUUGAACUGAGUCACAAACUCCUCGACAGUCGAGAGACAUUUGACCAAGUGCAACCUAAUGCCCUCCCUUACUAGGGGCUCCAUUGUGCUCUGUUGUCACAUUGAGGGAACCACUUUAAGGGGAAAUUUAUUUUUAAAGGGAACUUUGACAGAAGGGAAAUCAAUAAGAACUACAAGUUGAUUGUAGGUCCAUGUAGACCUUCAAACGACACUAAAUGCUAAUAGACAGCCAAUUAAAAAAUAUUUAUAAUUUGUGUUGCCUUCUUGGGACUCAUGGUCCAUUCAUGUGUCAUAAAUCAACAGUGUUUCUGCUGUUGUCUGGUGGGCUGUGGCCUGUUGUUUUCAAGAUAAAAAAAAAAAAACAUACACCCCUCCGACACAUUCUGAAGUUGCAUUUUUGCCCCCCCCCCCCAUUUUAUAAUUGGAAUGUGAUACAAAAUGAGGGAACGGUGGGUUUAGGACCGUGCGAUGCCUCCGAGCGGUCGGGUUGGUUGUUUGGAGUGUUUAUCAGACUUGAUUAAAAAAAUAUAUAUAUAAUAAUAAUAAUGUCCCCCCCACUUCUAAAACCCAACGUUGUGCCCAUGCCACAGAUAUAUGGUAGAGACCGGCAAUGAAGGAGACCUUUGCUUGCAACAUGACUGUCUGUCAUGCAUCAUUUUGCCAUAAACUAGCAUGACGCCUAAUAAUAUCUAUAAUGUCAGCCUUAUGACCGUGUUACGCAGGCCUUAUGACUGUUACGCAGGCCUUAUGACAGUAUUAUGCAGGCCUUAUGACAGGGUUCAAGUAAAGCGUUACCCAAAUAUCUUACUGUCAAAGUUAGUAGUUGAAUUUCUUAGCCGUCGCAACUCAGUUGCACUGUUUGUUUCUGUAGUUCAGUUGGUAGAGCAUGGCACUUGCAAUGCCAGGAUAGUGGGUACAAUUCCCGGGACACCCAUAAGUAAAAUGUAUGCACACAUAGUCGCUUUGGAUUAGGUGUCUGCUAAAUGGUGUAUAUUUGAUUUAUUAUAUAGUACAAAUAAAUAGAAAAGUGCAAAUGUGUGCACUAUUCACAUACUGUACCUUACAAAAUCGGUUGAUAGAUAGCUAAUUACGUAUCGAGCUACAGGGCUUUAACAACCAACCAUGACUUAUUUUGCAUCAACAGUGGUAACCGUGUCUUUAUCUCCCAUCAAUUAGACAAACAACACAGAGUCUUUGUUCAUUUUAAAAACAUUUUUGCUUGUUGCUUUUUCAAACCUCCACACUGCCUAAAGCCAAAUGAUUUAACCUUACCAAUGACCACAGACUAAGACUAAAAAUGUCAUAAUGUCACAAUGAACUGUAUCAACAUUAAUUUCAGGGUAUAGCAAAUAGUUGUAUUUAUGUUUAUUUGCUGUUGUACACUUGGUUGUAACAUUGUUCAUAAAUCCUCCUCCUACUUCUAAAUAUGCACUGAUAUACUGUACCUCUGUGUAUUUCUUUGUACACAUUCCACUUUAUUUUUCUACUCAAGUUUUAUUUUGUUUUUAUGUACAUGCUUUAAUGACUGUUGAGUCGAUUUACUUUUGAUAAUUUGAAUGUAUGAUACUAUGAGUUUUCUGAUCCUAGUGUGACUUAAUUAACCCUAUCUGUCCCGAGAACCCAGCAAAAAUGUGAUUUAAAUGUAUCUGCAUGUUGCAGGCCUUAUGUUAUCAGGGCUACAAGUAGAACACAAAACAAUUUGACAUCAAUAGUUGCAUUCAUGAGUUUUAUUGACAAUUGUCGAAAACCAACAAAAAAAAGUCAAAGCCAAAGCAAAAGCUGAUCAAAAUAAAUUCAUAUGAACGCUGUUAAGUGCAGAAAUAGUUUGCUCGUUGGGAAAUGAAUAUCCAACUCGUCAGUGACAACUCUUUGGAGUUUGAUAGCAACUAUGAGCUUGUUACAGUAGUAUAGACUCUAUGUCCUGGUAUUUCCUAUGAUCUUCUAUGUAGAAGAACCCUUUAGCUUCUAACGACUUGUGUAGCAUGUGGGCAACACAGAGCAAAAUAUUUUACACGUGCGUGUUCGUAAGAGUUUCGGCUUUUCAUAGGCAGCUUUCAAUCGUUUUUAUAGCUCAAACCAUUUGGACUCAUUUUUGCAAAAAGAACCGGUCCGAGCCCCUUCGGGAUCCGCCCUUGUCUCACAACACAGCUCUAGUCAGCCCCUGUUAAUCACACAGACUAAUGGGAUCUACGGAUGCAGAAGAAAUAGAUUCAUCCAAUGGUGAAACCCAGAAGUCUGUAGCUCAAACACACUAUGUUUAAAAGGGUCUAGAAGUCCAAAACGCCCCAGCAUUACGGUGGGACUCAUUAGGUUAAUGGAGUCUCAGAACACUGUUUAUGUUAGUAUCUAAUUGUUUUCAUGUUAAUUGUGAGUACAGCUGCUGUCAAUUGUCUGUCAUAUUUGUAGUUUCCUUGAUUGUUCGUAAAUGGUAGUGGACACUGAAUACUUUAUUUUUUAUAACAAUAUUGUCUUUAAUUUUAAUUUCCUGGUUGGUAUUGUGUUGAUUUGUAUGAUUUGUAUAGUUCAUACUUUCUUCAUCAUAUAGGAUGCAUCAUAUAUAGUAAAAGGGGAAUGUUAAUGUUGCAUUAAUGCAAAGUACAUGUUUUUUGUUUACACUUGAAGUAUCUGUCAAUGCAUUGCACAUCACCAGUAGGAGUUCUACCAACAACUGUCUUGAACCAUAAAUGUAUUUAAAAAAAAUCUUUGUUAACACUACAUCAACCGUUGCUUACAGAAUCACCAACCUACUUUGGCGUCUAACAAGGACCUUUUGUGAGGAUCUGUAUCCUCACUAUGUCCCUCAGGGCUCAGUGCUGAGUCCCCUGCUGUUCUCCAUGUACAGUGCCUUCGGAAAGUAUCACACCCCUUGACUUUUUCCACAUUUUGUCGUGUUACAAAGUGGGAUUCAAAUUUAUUUAAUUGUCUUUUUUUUUGUCAACGAUCUAUACAAAAUACU